This is a messenger RNA of Neltuma alba, 1957 nucleotides long. RefSeq names its product ribulose-1,5 bisphosphate carboxylase/oxygenase large subunit N-methyltransferase, chloroplastic. The coding region runs from base 92 to 1582 and encodes 496 amino acids. Gene Ontology annotation, biological process: peptidyl-lysine monomethylation. NCBI's taxonomy places the organism in Eukaryota, Viridiplantae, Streptophyta, Magnoliopsida, Fabales, Fabaceae. Gene Ontology annotation, molecular function: protein-lysine N-methyltransferase activity; [ribulose-bisphosphate carboxylase]-lysine N-methyltransferase activity; protein binding. The record is from RefSeq and is a predicted model, not a curated record. Gene Ontology annotation, cellular component: chloroplast. The transcript has 6 exons.
CGUUAUCCGCAACUCGCAAGAAAGAUUAACGGCUUCGCGCCUUUCAGACACUCAAGCUCAAGCUGUCAAGCAAAGACCAGCAGAAAGCUCAAUGGCUUCUGCCAUUUUCUCUGUACUUCAGGGCUCUGCUUUUCCUUCUUCUUUUGUAUCCCACAAAAUCAACUCCUUCACCUUUCCGAUCUCAGCCAAAGUUCCACUUGUUCGCUUCAGAAAAACUCUGUCCGCUAAAUCUCUUGCUUCUGUCGAAUUUGAUACAUCAUUGUCGCCUGCGAUUCAGACAUUCUGGCAGUGGCUAUGGGAAGAAGGGGUCAUCUCUUCGAAAACGCCAGUGGAGCCCGGGGUCGUGCCGGAAGGCCUCGGACUUAUUGCCAGGAGAGACAUUUCGCGAAACGAAGUCGUUUUGCAGGUGCCCAAGAGACUAUGGAUAAACCCCGAUGCCGUGGCGCGUUCGGAGAUUGGGAACGUUUGUAGCGGAUUGAAGCCUUGGGUGUCGGUUGCUCUGUUCUUGAUUAGAGAGAGGUCCAGGGAUGAGUCUGUUUGGAAGCAUUACUUCAAAAUUCUCCCAGAGGUCACUGAUUCGACGAUAUAUUGGUCAGAGGAGGAGCUCUCUGAGCUUCAAGGUACUCAACUUCUGAAUACAACACUAGCCGUGAAAGAAUACGUGCAGAAUGAGUUUCUAAAACUGGAAGAAGAAAUCAUACUCCCUAAUAAGAAGCUUUUCCCUUCUCCGAUCACACUGGAUGACUUCUUCUGGGCAUUUGGAAUUCUCAGAUCAAGGGCUUUCUCUCGCCUUCGCAAUGAAAAUCUAGUGGUGAUUCCGCUUGCAGACUUGAUAAACCAUAGUGCCAGAGUAACAACAGAAGACCAUGCUUAUGAAAUUAAAGGGGCAGCAGGUCUUUUCUCGUGGGAUUACCUGUUUUCUCUAAGGAGCCCUCUUUCUGUCAAGGCUGGGGAGCAGAUAUAUAUUCAAUAUGAUUUGAAGAAAAGCAAUGCAGAGUUGGCUCUAGACUACGGCUUCAUUGAACCAAAUUCAAACAGGAAUGCAUUUACUCUGACGCUACAAAUAUCUGAAUCAGAUCCGUUUUUUGAUGACAAACUAGACAUUGCUGAGUCCAAUGGUUUUGGUGAGACGGCAUAUUUUGACAUCUUCUUUGACCAAACACUUCCACCAGGAGUGCUUCCAUAUCUGCGUCUGGUGGCACUUGGUGGCACCGAUGCUUUCUUGUUGGAAUCUAUAUUCAGAAACUCCGUUUGGGGUCAUCUUCAGUUGCCUGUAAGCCGUGACAAUGAGGAGCUAAUAUGUCGAGUUGUUCAAGAUGCCUGCAAAUCUGCCCUUGCUGGUUAUCAUACUACCAUUGAAGAGGAUGGGAAGUUAAAAGAAGAAAAGCCAGAUUCAAGGCAGGCAAUUGCAGUGGGAAUAAGAGAAGGAGAAAAGAAGGUGCUGCAGCAGAUUGAAGGGAUCUUCAAGGAGAAAGAGUUAGAAUUGGAUCAGUUAGAAUAUUAUCAAGAAAGGAGGCUCAAAGAUCUUGGUCUUUGCGGAGAAACUGGUGAGAUCCUUGGUGAUCUCAGCAAGUUCAUGUAAGAUGGCAGAAAAAGCGCCUUAAACUUGCACUAUCCAGAGGAAGAAGAGAAAACAGAACUUGGCAAAAGGGAAUCUCUCUCAAAGAUGAAUCUGUGCCAUUCACUCAAUUAAUUCAUGAAAGAGGGUCAAAAUCAAGUUUUUGACAUUGCCUAAUGCUUCACCAGAGAAACAUGUGAUGCAGAAUUACAAUUCCUUCUGUAUUAAUUGUGUAACAGUUCAACAGGUGUGGUAAGAAUCAGAAUGAACUUUUGGAUGUUGAUAUGGUGCUGGUCUGGUGUUACCAGGAUAUCCAUGACCAUAAUUCAUGAACACAUAACUGGAGAAGAAAAAUAAAUCAAUAAAUGGGAAGUGAAGCUGAAGACCUAAAUCAAUGUA